Molecule: messenger RNA, 1375 nt
Organism: Cicer arietinum (chickpea)
Lineage: Eukaryota; Viridiplantae; Streptophyta; Magnoliopsida; Fabales; Fabaceae
Product: basic helix-loop-helix protein 80-like
Biological process (GO): regulation of DNA-templated transcription
Cellular component (GO): nucleus
Molecular function (GO): protein dimerization activity; DNA-binding transcription factor activity
Source: RefSeq, a predicted model, not a curated record
AUGAGAUUAGACCAGUCAAAUGUACAUGUACUAUUUCUCUCUGCAUGGCAAUGAGUAACUGGUUAAAGAUUUCAACAUUUUAUGUGCCACAAGAUGUUUAUAUAUAGGUCUCUGUCCUCUGAGUUUUUGUGACAGACUAACUUUUGCUGAGUCCAUCACUGAUACAUCAGCUUAACCUGCUUUUGAGUAUCAUCACCAGAACAACCACUGUUUUUUUUCUCUAUCAUUUUCAAGACCUCUCAAUCCUUGAUAACUCAUAUUUUCAUAAUAAUAACCACUGAGCUUUCAUAUAUGGCAGCUUUUCCAUAUCAAUACCAACAACAACCCUUUAUUGUUGACUCUGCAUACUUCACCAAUAUUAACAUCUCUUCAAUUGAUCAACCACUUCAUAUUAUAAACACUUCUCUUCCUUUUCUUAGUGUUAUUAAUCAUGAAACUAGUUGUCUUCAUCAAAACUCUAACAAUAGUUUGAGUGAUCACAACAAUCCAAGCCCUCAGAGUUCCAUGGUUGUGGAUAAGCUUGAAAAAGGUGAACAAGUCACUCAGAAAGUUAGUUCUAUGGAAAACAAGAAAAGAAUCAGAAAUAAGUCUUCUUUGAGUAGCCCUUUAUCCAAGGACUCAAUAGAAGGUAGAAGCAAAAAACAAAAGAAGAGUAGUGGUGAGGGAAUGAAAAGAGAAGACAAGAAAAAAGAAGAGAAGAAGGAUCAAAAGAAAAUUCUUGAAGAACCUCCAACUGGUUAUAUACAUGUAAGAGCAAGAAGGGGUCAGGCAACAGAUAGUCACAGCCUUGCUGAAAGGGUGAGAAGAGAGAAAAUAAGUGAUAGGAUGAAGAUAUUGCAGCAACUUGUACCAGGCUGUGAUAAGGUAAAUGGAAAAGCCCUUGUGUUGGAUGAAAUAAUCAAUUAUGUACAGUCCUUACAGAAUCAAGUUGAGUUCUUGUCAAUGAAACUUGCUUCAGUGAAUCCAAUCUUCUUUGACUUGGCAAUAGAUCUAGAUCAUCAGAGCUUAAAUAGCAUAACAUCACAACCAUCACCAUCAACAACACCACUACCAUCAUUACCAUUAAGCAACUCCAACCAUGCCACACCUUUUGCUGACACAAUUACGACAACCUUCCACCAUGUUAAUAAUGACUAUCUUUUGGAAUAUCCAAAUCCAAUGUUUCUUCAAGGACAAAGGUCAAAUACCAUCUUUGAGCAAAAUGGUGGACCAUUUUGGGACGCAGAAGAGCAACGACAAAAGCAUCUUAAUCCAUAUGGAUUUGGCAACAAUACAUGUUCCUUAAAUUAAUAUCAGAGCUACCCUACCUUGUAAUAAAUAAAACUAUAUUAUAUAUUUAUCAUUAAUAAAAAACUUUUCUUAUAAUGUUCUGACC